This is a messenger RNA of Rhagoletis zephyria (snowberry fruit fly), 4830 nucleotides long. RefSeq names its product Smg5 nonsense mediated mRNA decay factor (gene Smg5). NCBI's taxonomy places the organism in Eukaryota, Metazoa, Arthropoda, Insecta, Diptera, Tephritidae. Gene Ontology annotation, molecular function: protein binding; telomerase RNA binding; telomeric repeat DNA binding. Gene Ontology annotation, biological process: nuclear-transcribed mRNA catabolic process, nonsense-mediated decay. The record is from RefSeq and is a predicted model, not a curated record. Gene Ontology annotation, cellular component: telomerase holoenzyme complex.
CGCUAUAAUAAAUAUCGAAAUAAAUAGAAUGUGGAAGAAUUACAUAUUGAUUAUUCGCUAAUAUUUGGUGUUCAAGUGCAUAUGUUCAAAUUACCGAAUUUAGAAGUAGGUGUAUGAGGGCAACGGUGGGUACAUAGUGCUAAGGCAAAUGAGACGCAAUUUUUUGGAGAUGCUUCUGCAGGAGCAACCAACGGCACUACUAUACGGUCCAAGGAAACAAGAAUGCGUGUCAAGUAGAGGGAAAUAACGAAAAGAUGACAUCUUUGUCAAUUACACGUUUUGUAUAUGAGCAUCCGAACUAGCCAACAAUAAUUUCAGUGCAAAUAAUCGAAAUAUUGGUAUCGAGUGGGCAAACAAAUUCGUAAAAAUUAUCAAUCAAUAUGGAACAAGGAUUCAGUUCUGGAGGCUCAAAUGCCUCCGGCGAUAGUGUCGGAGGUUUUGGUCGUAAUAAUGCUGUUGGCAAUGCCAGUGAAGGAAAUGGAAGCGUUGGAGAUAUUAUUUAUAACAAGAAUAUCACACACAAAAAUAGUGCCAACGGCAACGGGCUUACACCAGAAGUAAAGGAGAUCUAUCGAUCUCUUUAUAUUGUUGCCAAAAACCUGGACGAUGAGAAAAAACACAUCACCACUAUAUCACAACUAUUCCAACAUGAACUGGAGGAGAAACGUGCGCAGCUGGUCCAGCUCUGUAAGAAGAUCGUCUUCAAGGACUAUCAAUCAGUGGGUAAAAAAGCACGUGAAAUCAUGUGGCGCAAAGGAUACUAUGAAUUCAUUGCUUACGUAAAGAAAAAUUGGCACAAAGAAUUAAAGGACACCACACAGGCGGGAAACCAGGACAAUUUGAUAAAAGUGGAGCGCUUUCUUUGCGCUGGUAUAUCAAAUUAUAAACGCAUGGCCGCUAAAAUGGAGGAAAUCUAUGAUCUUGAUCUGAAAUAUCUAAUUGACUUUAGUAUCAUUAGUGACGGAUACAUGCGUGAAAUAGAACAGAGUUCGUCACGCGAUGGCUGUGGCGGUGGAGACAUUAGUGCUGCACAGGCGGUAGAUAAAAGUUUGGAAGCGGUCUCUUUUGCUUUGGACACGAUACAUUCGGCCCUCUUGAGCUUAGGCGAUUUGCACCGAUAUUUUUUGGAUUUUCGCAUUGAUACCCGUCUCAAGGUCACCAAACAACAGGCAGCCAAGUACUAUUUCGAAGCGUUUAAAUUGAAUCCAGCAAUUGGAAUGUCGCAGAAUCAAUUGGGUACGCUGUAUUAUGGCCAGAAUCAUGACUUGGACUCCAUCUAUCAUUAUUUGUACUCAUUGGUUAGCAUUGUUCCCUUCGAGUUGAGUGAAAACAAUGUUUGUAAACUAUUUGCCGCUCAUGCUGAGUACUUGGAAAAAUUGGAGCCAGAAAAGAUUGAAUUUAGCUUACAAGAUUUCUACGCGCGCUUCUAUUUGAUCGUAGAUAUAUUUUUCUUCGAUAAAGAAGUGCCCGAUUUUAAUUCACUCUGCCACUGCGUACUAGUAGACCUUCGCAAAGUGCUCUGCUCGAAAGCAUUCACAUUGGAGGAGGGUUGCAUUUUCAAGAUAGUCUCGAUACUCUUCUUUUGCUUAUCGAAGCUAAAAAUGAUUAAUUCGCAGAAGGUUUACUCCUUGAAUGCUUUUCUUGUGGCCGUGUGUUCCGAUUUAAUGGACGCAUGCAUUGUAAAUUUGGAACAAAACAUUUUAGCAAAAUCAACUGAGAAUGAGGAAUUUCACGGCAUGUACGCGGAUAAAUUUGAGGAGUUUAAUAUGGUUGUCCGCAAGUCGCGUAACGAAUACAAAAAUUGGCUUGUUAAUAUCGGUGAAGCCGAUAGAAAAGAUAAGAAGUCUGCCGCUAAACCGUCAUUAAAAGAAUUCUACUCUGAUUCACGCGAAAGUCAACGCUCUAAUGAUGACUAUGUUAUCAAAACUCAGGACAGUCACAAACAUGCUAAAAUAGAUGGUGGAGCAGAUAAAAAUGGAGAUCCGAUAUCCACACGUUCGAGCGACGAGGCCAAAGAGAGCGAUCUAAAAACUCCACUAUCAUGCAAAAGCAAGAAGAAAGGAAUGAAAUUGCGUCGACGUAGGCGCAAGAUUGCGCAAUCCGAUGACAGUUCGUGCUAUGACACUGAAAGUGACAUGGAUACCGAUUUUAGUACGGACGAUGAGGAUUACACUGAUCUGAGUUCGAAUUUUGAUACUGAUUUCAGCGAUAUUGAAGCAGAGCCUGUAGCUGAUGAACGGGACGAUGCCGAUGAAGCAGAUUUUGCUAAGCAUCCUGCUAAAUCUGAGUCGCAGGAGCAAAAUGCACCUCGUCUAUCUUCUGCACCUUCCAAGGAAAGUCUCACUUCAAACGAUGGCGUUGGCCCGACUUUCUCCGACAACGAGGAUGUUGUUAUCGAGGAAGAGAAAAUUAUUUAUCCCAAUGAGCCGUCAGGACAGCUGACGAAACAACGCACUGACUCACAAGAAGUCGACAGCGAGGAAUUGCUGCGCAGUUUCGAAGUGUUGCAGCUGAAUAGUGGCUCACUUAAUUUCAGGAAUACAGACAAUGAAGAAUCACUGCCCCCUGUUGCCGAACACAAUGAAAAGCACCAGUAUGUGGACGAUGGUAAUUUGAAUCGCGGCGAACCGCCAAAGAAACUAGUUUACCGAAACAAGUACACUAAAAUAAAUCCAAAUAUUAUUGUUGAAUUUGCCCGUCACGAGCCCACUAUGCGUGCAUUAAAAAUUCUUUACGAUUGGCUACGCAUUAAUCAUGAAAUACUUUUCGGCUGCUAUCACUCUAAUCCAGAGUUCAUUCACAAAAUUAUGAAAUUGCUUAACUACUGCAAUAUCGAUAUAUUCACUCGGAAAGUGUAUUUCGAACGCGAGUUUUUGACGACAGCCAAUGUGCGAACCCAACUUGGCGAUCUAUUUGAUGUUCGCGCCAAUGUACCAUUAGCCGAGGAUUUUGUUUUCAAAAAUUUCGACAUUUUCCAAGGCACUCAACUUACGCUAGAUUGGGAGACGACCAUACGCGAGCACGUUACACCCGAAGAGGAGUGUAUUUUACGUAUUUUCAAAAUGGUUGAUUUUGGAUUCUUCAUCUGCAAGCAAAAGAAAUUUAAUUAUCGUUUUUGCGUGAAAACACGUCGUUUUACCGAAAAUGCCAAGAAAAAACGUGAAGAAAAGAAAUCGUCUUCACGCCGUCGUGAGCGACGCACUAUGAAAAAUGCUACGCGCAAGCGUGCUGAAGGCCGCACCCGUCGCUACUCGGAUCGCAAGAAUGGCAUCGUACGCAAGAGCUAUACCAGCAAUGAAGAAAAGGACACCGUUGAGGAAUGCAAGAAAGUGCCACGCAAAGGCUAUUUACGUAAUCGCAAUAUAGAAAAAUCGGUGAAUAGCGGGAAUUCAGGCGGCGCUGGUGGUGGCGGCGGCGGAGGCACAUCUGCUUCCACGACCACAAAUAGCGCCGUAUGUGACAAAGUUUUGAUGCAAUCGAGUAGCGGUGCUGAUGAAGAGCGUUCGGAAGCAAUGUCGAAGAAAUGUGAAAUUAUGGGCAAGCUGUGGCUGAAGAAUGAGGUCGAAACACUUGAGGAGGAGUUACGCAAAAACCCCUUGAAUAUUAUCAUGACCCCAUUUCUUGUUGUCGAUGCCAAGGCUUUGACUGAGUACAAUGGCAUUGUUAAAAAUCUGGUGAAAACUAAAAAAUUUAUCGUACUCAUACCAAACGCAGUCUUGAAUGAGUUGGACGAUCUGAAGAAGCGCAGCGAAAACGCUCGCAAUGUCAUACGCUGGUUGGAACAGGAGUUUAAGCAUGGAAAUCGUCAUUUGCGCGCACAGCGUGACAACGAAAAUUUGACCCUAUCGUUGCUGAAAAUUCCCAGGAAGUUAGAUCGCGACGCCGGCGUCUUCCUGCAGAUUGCACAAUUUUGUAAUCAUCUCGUUGCCAAUCAUUCUGAUCCCAAAUCGACCGAAUUCCAAACCAAUGUUGUUACCUACUUAUCUGGCGAUUCACUUUAUGAGAAACAGCGUCAUCAAACGAAUUUCAGUUUCACUGGCAUUUUAGAUGCCAUACCAGUACGUUAUGAGCAAAUUUCCAAUUUCUAUGCGAAAUUCAAGGCGAACAAAAAAUGAACUCAUAUACGCUGCAGGAGCAACGCCUGCGUGGAGCGUUUUGUGUGAACUCGGGAUCAUAAAAACAAAUGAAGAGAUGAUGAUUACAAAAUGAGAUGAAGAAAAACAUGAGCUUAUGGAGGACGAAAGAUCUAUGAAAAUGAAAAAAAAUCUAAAAUCAAAUUCAAAACCAAAAAAAAAACACCGAAACAAUUUCAAAACGUGAAUGCUGAGUGCGCGGCGGUGCGGCGUUAACGUCAUUAACAACGGCGGUAGUAUUAGCACCAGCAGCAGCUGUAGCGGUAUCAGCAGCAACAACAAAAAAACAACAUCAACAACAAUUUCAAAACUAACUGCAAAUGCGUAAUAGCAGUUUAAGAAAAUCCUUGAAAGAAACAACUACAACAAGUUUAUUUGAAAACCCACAACAACGAUGAAGAGGAGGAAGCUGAAGAUGACGAUAAUGAUGGUUACGACCGGCAUAGAGGGUGUGCCGUUGAUGUUAAAGAAUAGGAAGAAAUCUAAUGUUUCCGCCUGCAGCAUCCAACACUGCAUUCAAACAAAUCAUAGUUACAUGGGUGGUAGCGAUGCUUAAAAUACGUAUUAUUUUCGCCGGUGAUAGCAGCGUGUUAGCGAUGUGAAACGAGUGUAUAACUCAGUGAGUUUGCUUCAAUAUUGCCAGCCUUAUGUUAGGCAGGCAAUUUUAAUACCAAUACUUAAGAGCAGAAAGAAAAAA